AUGAACGGAAUGAUAGAUGGAAUGACAGAUGACGCAGCAGACAUUCAUGUUGACGGGAACCAUGUGGCUACCGAGACCGCUGGCCGGGGUACAGCGGGUGCAGAGAAUGUGGAUGAUACAGGCGACACAGUCUUAGGUCCAUUGGAUGUGGUAGAGAGGGACGAUGGGGGCGACCUGAACGAGACAGAAGGCAGAGAUGAGGGUGACGAUGAGGUGAAUGAGGACGAUGCUCACAAUGAUGACCCUGAAGAAGAAGAAGAAGGAGAAGGAGAAGGGGGAGAAGGAGAAGAAGGAGGAGAAGAUGGAGAAGGCGGAGGAGAAGGAGGAGGAGGAGGAGAAGGAGAAGGAGGAGGAGAAGGAGAAGGAGAAGGAGAAGAAGAAGAAGAAGAAGAAGAAGAAGAAGAAGAAGAAGAAGAAGAAGAAGAUGCUGAUACAGGUUCGUUCCACUCUGACCCAUACUCAAAUUCUCCCGAUUCAGCUGCUAGUCAACACCCGGUAGAACAGGUAGUUCAGAUUGCCAGAAAAUUGAUCGCUGACGGUGCGGUCAAACGUCACGAGCCCCGCGCCGCCCGUGUCGAAUUGAGUUCGGGAUGGGAUCCAGUGAUUCUUAGUUGCCAGGGGCGAGAAGACGGUGGGGAGGUUCUUGUUAUCACUCCAAAUUCGGCAUCGCUCCUCGAAUAUCCCUCUCAAUUCCAUAAGCUCAUCCUCGACGUUGUCCCACACACACUCAUAUCGCAUGCUCUCGACCCGGAUGAUACUAUGUCGCAAGUGCAAGACAGGAUCGACUUGUCCAAUGACAAGAUAGUUUCUACAGGAGAGGGUCAUAUAGACGAGGAGGUUGAUGGGGCCGAUGCUGAUGAUUUUGAUAACGCUCCUCCGGAAGAGGGAGAACACCCACCUUGGAAUGAGGACCUUGUGGAACUUGCUGUUCCUCAGACUAUACUAACAAUGGAAGGUGCUAGUGUGCCACCUCUCAAUGAAUCAGAAUAUGAGUUCCCUCUCCCCAUGAUACCGGCCACCAUUGAAGGUCUUGCAUGCAGCUCACCAGCUUCAGGAAUGUGGGAACAAUGGGAAUCUUUUGUCCCCAGUUGUUUGCUGAUAAUUAGAUGGUAA
Messenger RNA from Tremella mesenterica DSM 1558, 1113 nucleotides. RefSeq lists its product as uncharacterized. The transcript has a single exon. Bases 1 to 1113 code for a protein of 370 amino acids. The record is from RefSeq and is a predicted model, not a curated record. NCBI's taxonomy places the organism in Eukaryota, Fungi, Basidiomycota, Tremellomycetes, Tremellales, Tremellaceae.